This is a messenger RNA of Daktulosphaira vitifoliae (grape phylloxera), 3709 nucleotides long. RefSeq names its product cilia- and flagella-associated protein 57-like. The coding region runs from base 49 to 3654 and encodes 1201 amino acids. The transcript is spliced from 16 exons. NCBI's taxonomy places the organism in Eukaryota, Metazoa, Arthropoda, Insecta, Hemiptera, Phylloxeridae. Gene Ontology annotation, molecular function: protein binding. The record is from RefSeq and is a predicted model, not a curated record.
UAAAUAUAUAAAAUUUAAUAGAUAAUUUCUGCGAAAGUAAUUGAUGUUAUGACAGUAUCUCAAGUACCAACUCUCAAACCAAAAUUUUUUUUUGGUCUUACAACUGGCGUGACCGGCAAUUGUAUGUUCAUUAACAAAAACGAAAUUGUUUAUCCAGCUGCUGGAUUAAUUAUCGCACAUAAUUUUACUCAAAAUUCUCAACGAUUUUUACAUUUAUCAGAACCACAAAAUACUAUUACAGCAAUGGAUAUAUGUAUAACCAAAAACCUUUUAGCAGUGGCUGAUAAAGGUGAACAGCCAACUGUAUGUUUGUAUGAUUUAGAAACGUUUAAAAAGAAACGAGUAAUGCCUACCCCUGCAGGUCUUGUCGGUAAUUCAUUCGUGCAAAUCAAGUUUACCUGCGAUGGUUCAUAUUUAGCAGUUUUGUCUGAAGGUCCUGAUUAUUUUAUGUACUAUUACGAUUGGUUGCGUUCAAAAAUUGAAAAUGAAAUGAAAGCAAUUAAUCCACCUGAUAUUGUUGGACCGGUUUUUGAUAUGGUACCAAAUCCAGUCGAUCCACGAAUAAUGUGUUUUGUGGGUAAAAGACUUUUUCGGUUAAUGAUGUUAGGUGAUUUAACGUGGAAGCAGUAUGGGUUUCAAAAAGCCGAUAACUUUGAAAUAACCACAGCAUGCUGGUUGACAAAAAAUACAGUUUUGGCCGGUACGGUAGACGGAAGAUUAAUAUUAAUCGAUGAUGGUGAUCUAAAAGCUAUUUAUACCGUUCAGAAUCUCAUUGAUCUGGAUCCCACUAUCAAGUUAAAAAAUCCUGCAGAUGUAAUGUCAAUUUUGCCUAAAGAUGAAAAAAAAGUGGACAUAAAGUGUUGUAUUUCCUUUGAUAAAGGAAUUUUGUUUAUGGUCGGCAACUUCGAAGUGUAUUAUUACGAAUUAAAAAUUGAUGGAAGGUACAAAAAACGCCAUGUAUUAACUUUAAUAGAUAAUAAUGAAUUAGGACAAAAGGACUCCUUGAACGUUAUUGAAACUAUAUGUCUGAACAUAGAAAAUGACACUGUAGCGUGUAUCACUAAGCUUUCCCAAAUAUAUUGGGUAAAAUUUAUUGGAAAAGAGGACAUGAUAUUGAAGUUCUUGCCAUUAGGAGUGAGACUCCAUCAUGGUUGUAUAUCUAAUCUAUCUGUAUGCAAAUGGAAACCAUUUUUUAUGACUUGUGGAAAAGAAGACCGCACUAUUAAAAUGUGGAAUUAUUUAGAAUGUACAUUGAUAUUCACUGAAUUAUUUGAUGAAGAUGUUCUGAGUUUAUCUUUACAUCCUACUGGUUUGUACUGUGUAACGUCAUUUCGGAGCAAGGUGGUUUUUCAACUAGUUCGUCCCAAAAGUUUAAAUAUUUGGCGAAAAUUUCCAGUGAGAGAUUGUCCCAUUGUGCAGUUUAGCUCAUCAGGCCACAUGUUCAGUAUUAUCAACAACUUAAAAGUGGAAAUUUAUUGUUCUGUGACUUUUGAAAAACGUUUUGAAUGCAUAGGGCAUACAGAUAUUAUUACUUGUAUGAACUGGUCUGCACAUGACUGGAAGUUGUAUACUUGUGGCUCCGAUGGGGCAAUUUAUCACUUCAACUUAUAUACAGGGGAAAUGGUCUUAAAUGUGUUACAAAUUGAUCAAAAAUUCAAAGAACUAACUGUAUCAAGUGAUAGUAAACAAAUAUUUCCUACUGCUUCAGAUGGCAGGAUUCGGGAAAUAUAUAACAACACUAUAAUAAGAAAUAAAGAAAUGGAUUCCUUUCAACUUUCCGGAGCAGUAGUGUUGUCAAGAUCAGAUUCAAUGCUCUUCUAUGCUCAAAAAAAUGGUGUUAUUUUAUCUUUAUUAUUGCCAUUAAGAAGUACACUAAUGUAUAAGGAAUUUCAGGCACAUAAUUCGAUAAUAACUAAGAUUAAACUAUCAAUUGACGACUCAGUUCUUCUUUCAACAUCGAUCGAUGGAAGUAUAUGUAUUUGGGAUAUAGUUGAUGCUCAGGGUAUGAUGGCAUCUAUGAAUGAUGAUUUUGCUUACUCAGAAGAGUUAUUAAUGUCAUCCUCAACUAUGAAAGAAAAGAUAAAUUAUAUUGAACACCUUAAAACAAAAGAACAAGAAUUAAAAAGACAAAGAGAGUAUACAAUAUCAGAAUUACAGAAAACUAAAAAUAAACGUGUUUUAGAAUUGCAAGAAACUCAUUCUAAACGAUUAGAACAGUUAGAGAGCCUCAAAAAUAAGAGAAAUCUUCGAUUUGAUACUCAAAAAGGAAGUCUUGAAGAUGAAAUUAACAAAGUUAAAGAAUUCAACGAUAAAGAAAUUAAAUCAUUAGAUGUAAAAUAUAAUGAUGCAUUAAUGGUGGAAUACGAAAAAUAUGCAAAAUUAGAGGAAAAAACGUUUAGAGUACAUGAGGAAAUUGAAAGGAAAAUAAAAGAGUUGACGGCCAUAGAAACUGCAAAAUUACAAGAAAUAAAAGAUCAAUUCGAUCGAAAUGUGGCAGAAAAAGAGAAAGUUGUUUUACAAGUAAAAGAAGAUUAUGCAAAAGAAAAACAGGAAAUUUAUUUAAAAAUUGAUGCAAUUGAAGACAACCACGAAAGAAAUAAUUUAGAAAGAGAUAUAACUUCGAUUGCUAAAUUGAAGCAACUAAAGAAAAUUAAUACAAAUCUUAACAAAGAUCUCGCUAUCUACAUACAAAAAUCUAAAGUUUCAAUUAAAAAAGCCGAAGAUUACUCUAAAUUAGUUACUAAGUAUAUUGAAGAUAUUGAAAAAACAAAAGCUAAACAUAAAGUUGAAGAAGAGCUAAUAAAUGUGUAUCAGGAUCAAUUAAAAAUUCAAAAAGACAUGAUAGAUAAGAUAGAUGCUGCAAUAUCAGAUGGGAAAUUAAAGCAAAGUCGUGUAGUAAAAGAGAUUAUGAUAUUAAAAAUCAGUCAAAAUGAACAAAUACUUAUGAUUGAACCCCUGAAGUCUUUGAUGAAAGAAAGAAACGAAGCUUUUGAAGGGGUAACUCAUGAAUUAGAUGAUAGAUCACGAGCUAAAUCGCGCACAGAAUUUGCACUAAGAAAUCAAAGAGAUUCAAUUAAACAAGCCACUAGAAAUGUAAAGAUAAAGGAAAGUAUGGUUAGAAAAGUUUAUGCAUUCCUUAGAAAUAUAAGAAUAGAUAUUCAUUAUGUAUAUGAGUGUUCCGAUAAUCAAGUUAAGCUGAAAGAGUCUGUUAAGAAUCUUUUCCACAAGUACCAUAGAGUUCAAGCAAACGAAGGAUCUCUUGUAAAAGAAGGUGCUUUUGCAGAGAUGUUAAGACAGAGACAAUUUUUAGAGCGCUCUCUUCAUAGUUUAAGAAAUCGGAUCUCAGUAUGUGAUCAAAAAAUUAAUACAGAUAAAAAAAUUGUGGAGGACAAUGUCACUCUUUUAGAGACAGUUAAUAAGUUAAGAGAAGAUCUUGUUGUAAAUCAAUCGAAGUAUAAUACUCUUAAUCGUAUAAUAGGAUCAGGUGAUAAUAAAUUAUUGACACCUAAACAAGCAAAACAUUUAUUAGAAAAAGUCAAUAAAAAUGUCGAUGAAAUGCGUGAAAAUUAUAUAGAUCAAAUUAAAAAGCUCCAGUCAAAAGUUAAGUAUCUACAACUUGAAUUGAUUCAAAUAAAAUCCGAAAAAAAUUUGUAGCUAAAAAUUGGAUACUAAUUGUUCUCGUGUAUUUUAUUAAUGUGCGCUAAAGUUU